GGGUUUGGGACGCUCCGGCGAUGCCCCGGCGGCCAGAAGACCCAGCGGGGGCGGCCGGCAGGGCCUGUCACUAGCCUAUCCAUUGCCCUGACUUUUGCCCUUGGAGGAAGCCAGUCAUGGGGGAAACGGGCAAAGAAGAGUAUAAAAUACAGUCGUUCGACAGCGAGACUCAGAAGCUGCUGAAAACAGCCCUCAAAGACCCCACCAAUGUGGACCUGGAGAAAGUGGCCAAUAUUAUCGUGGACCAGUCCCUCAAAGACUGCGUGUUCAGCAAGGAGGCAGGACGGAUCUGCUACACCAUCAUCCAGGCAGAGAGCAAACAAGUCGGCCAGAGCGUCUUCCGGAGGAGCCUGCUGAGCCGGCUGCAGCAGGAGUACAAGGACAGGGAGGAGCUGCGCGCCCGCUCGCUCCAGGCCUGGAUCUGCUACGUAACCUUCAUCUGCAACAUCUUCGACUACCUGAGGGUGAACAACAUGCCCAUGAUGGCCCUGGUGAACCCUGUUUACGACUGUCUGUUCCGGCUGGCACAGCCUGACAGCCUGCGGAAGGAGGAAGAGGUGGACUGCCUGGUCCUGCAGCUCCACCGCAUCGGUGAGCAGCUGGAGAAGAUGAACUCCCAGAGGAUGGAUGAGCUCUUCUCCCUCCUCCGAGAUGGUUUCCUUCUGCAGGAGGGACUCACCUCCCUGUCCCAGCUCCUGCUCCUGGAGAUCAUCGAGUUCCGGGCUGCCGAGUGGAAGAUGACAGAUGCUGCCCAGAAGUAUUAUUACAGUGAAGUGACAGACUAACCUGUCCACAGCAGAGGUGGAGAGGUGUCUCCAGCACUUUCACCAGCAGGCUUCAAUACCAAGUUUGAAUUUAUUUUCAUAUUCAUGUUUUUCUAGCACUUCCUGUAAAUAGGGUUUAUACCAUCUAGAGCCUCUGGGCACGUAACUGUCGGGCUGCAACUGGUGCUGGCCUGGCUUUAGAGGUUUGGAGAGGUGGGAAGCACAGGGCACAUUUACCC
Molecule: messenger RNA, 1003 nt
Organism: Chaetura pelagica (chimney swift)
Lineage: Eukaryota; Metazoa; Chordata; Aves; Apodiformes; Apodidae
Gene: MIF4GD
Product: MIF4G domain containing
Exons: 6
Coding region: 117-785 (222 amino acids)
Biological process (GO): regulation of translational initiation
Cellular component (GO): cytosol
Molecular function (GO): protein binding; translation activator activity; RNA binding
Source: RefSeq, a predicted model, not a curated record